This is a messenger RNA of Botrytis cinerea B05.10, 3725 nucleotides long. RefSeq lists its product as hypothetical. Bases 1244 to 2794 code for a protein of 516 amino acids. Lineage: Eukaryota; Fungi; Ascomycota; Leotiomycetes; Helotiales; Sclerotiniaceae. The transcript is spliced from 2 exons. The record is from RefSeq and is a predicted model, not a curated record.
GAUUCUCUCAAUGGAGGAGGAAAUGGAGGGGAAUCGGCAUAGAGGGCGAUAGUGAUACUUUGUACUUAGAUGAAUGGAGGCAUAACAACGGAUAUUGGAUCAAGAACUCCAAUGUAAAUCUAUCCCCAUGAGCCAGUCUACAAUCUAAUUGAUUUUCCUCCAAGUCUACGAUGGCUGGCGAUCAUAUCACAUCAUUCGCAGUCUUGUGUGGUUCCCCCUCCCAGUCCAGUUCAUCUGUUACCCAUCCAUCCACAGGUUCCAACGGAACGAGAGGAACGUAGAAACCUUGCUUUGUGGUUGGCCUGGUUGAAUACGGACUGGGAAACCAAGGGCAUUUUGCCUGUAUCAAAAAUAUAUCAAAUCAAUCUGUCUGCUUGGACUACCGACCUAGGACCUACCUACGUGGACUGCGCCCGACACACGCCUCCAGAAGGGAAAAAUCAAGAGUGGAGAGUUGGAAAGUGGAUAUGAAUGAUCUGUUCGAGGACGUGAAGGAUUGAGAGCAAGAUCAAACAAAUAUCAUUCGACCACCACCCACACAGCAUACCAUUUUUCUCCUUGUGCGGAAGAAUUAUCAACGGCUUCAAGAUUUAUAUACCAGGAUUCUUUUUUUUUAUUUAAAAAAAAGAGGAUUUUCCUCUCCAACUACUGUCACUCUUUUGUAUCAUUGCUUUUUUGGGUCGUUUGCAGAUAUCAUCUGCAUGGCAUCUUGAGGUCUUUACCUUUAUUUUUAUUUUUUUACGACAAUUCCUUUUUCUGUUCUAGAUCAACAUCGAAUUCAAUUAGAUACGAUACGAUAACUUAUAUAGCGACGACGAAGGAAGGAAGGAAAGAAAGAAAGAGAGAACGAAGGAAAACCCAAGCAAGGACAUCCAUCGAAUAACAAACAUCAGACGAAGAUACACACAUACCUGUCUGUCUGUCUAGGUCCGACAUCCAUCCAACCAUCAACCAUUCUUCAUCGCAAUCGAUCCGGCUCGGGACGAAACAGUCGGGACGGGAAGGAUUGAAGGAAGAGAAUCAAUAGAUUGUUCUCUCGUUCUGUAACAAUUGAUACAAUACAAUACAACACAACACAAUACAAUUGCAUCUUCCUGAACCAACGCUCGAUAGUAUAAGUGUUAACUUCGCUUCCAUCGACGACUAUCCGGGUUGUCGAAUAGAAGUUCGAAAAGCGAUGCUGGAACCACGACUAUAGAGAUAUACCACGCCGUCUUGUAUAUACUUGAUAUCUUUGGACAACAUGGGAAUGGAUCUGGGAAUGCAUCUGGCAAUAGAUCUGGAUAUGGAUCUGGCCAUGGAAAACAUGUCUGAGGUGUUGAUAUCCAAGCCUCCAUCUGAUUCGCUUUCCUCUUUUUCUUCGCAACAAUUCAUGUCUCACGAUCCAACGGUCGCGGCACCAAUUCUCCCAAUCCGCCCCCCCACCGUCACCAAACGGGUUUCAAGCAAUCAAGCUUCGCUCACCACAUCAUCGUCGUCAUUGUCAUCGACAGCCUCUUUCGCCAAAAGUUACAAAACUCGUAAUCUUCGUACCCUUUUUUCUCCCACUAAUCUUUUAAUACUGUUAACCAUAUUUUCCUCCUUCCUCGUCACAACAUGUGCCGCCGAGUUUUAUAUUGAAGAACGAAUGGUCGAAGUGCGAGAAGACAUCCCCGAACUAUUUGCAUCCACACUCGCACGUCUAGCUCGAUCUGGCACUAUUUUAGUUGAUCAACGACCCGAUCCCUCGCUCCCACGCAAUUCGCUUCCGGAACUUAAGACUUGGGAAAUUAAAUUGAGCACCUCUAGUGACGAAGGAGAAGUUGAUAAAGAAGAACAAGAAAAAGCAAUCCGCGUUCCAAUUCACCCUCAAUCUUCAAAUCUAGAUCUCGAUUCCGACCUCAAUGAAAAGAGAGACGCAGCAACCAUAACUUCCACAGCGACAAUCACACCUCCCAGAAGUACAGGUACAGGUGCAGGUACAGCAACCGCGACCGAAUCCUCCUCCUCGUCGUCAACGCUGGCGGAAUCGCAGACGAGUAGCGGACUGGUGUCCGCUGCUACAGGAACAACAGCCACUUUGCCCACGCCGUUCGAUAGUGGGUUCUCGAGCAAUAUUACUUCAACAUGUUCGAGUUUCAUGAUGAACUUUUUGGCAAACGAGACUUUUAAAGCUUGUUUGCCUUUUUCAUUGUUGUUGCAGAACUCCAAUUCCUUCUUCCAAGCCUCCAAAUCCCUAGUUCGCAUCACCCAGACCCUCGACGCCUCCUGCUCCGCCAACGCGCAAUCAUGCUCAAAUCUCAUGUCGUCGUUCGCCUCCAACAUCACCUCCACCGACGCCUGCUCCGUUGAUCUCCUCGCCGCCAAUCCGCUCGUCACACAAGCCCGUCUGGGUCUCCUUGCCUACUCCACUCUCUACACUGCAUCCUGUCUCAAAGAUCCAUCCAAUGGCGCAUACUGCUACGCGCAAGCCGUCACAAAUUCUUCCUCCCCAACAGAUAGCUACAUAUACUAUCUCCCUCUGAAUACGAGUCUCCCCGGAGGCUCCCAACCCACCUGCAAUCAAUGCCUAAAAAACACAAUGGCAGUCUUCGAAUCCGCGGGUGCGGUCAGAACGAGCGCGAUAGCGGGCACUUAUGCCCAAGCAGCAGGAAUGGUCAAUGUGCAAUGCGGACCGGGAUUUGUGAAUGCGAGCCUACCCGCUGCGGCGGUAGUGACCGGGGGCGCCGGAUCACGGAUGGAUGGGCUGGGUGGGGGAAUGGGUUUGAGUAGUUUGGUGCUACUGUGGAUUGCGGUAUUCCGAUGGUUGAUAUGAGGACAGAUACGAAACUGGAUGCGAAUAUGGAUAUGGAAUCGAAACUAGACGAUGAGAAGGAGAGACAAUGGGAUAUCCAAUGACAAGAACAAGAACAACAAUAAGGCCCGCGCCAGGCCCAAAACCUCGACAUCAAGAGGAGGCUUCACAACCGUACCCACAUACACAUACACACACAAACUAAUAAUCCGCAACACAACUCGUAUACCCAUUCAUCAGACACAUUUAAUGGUCAGGAUACCCUCCAUUCACUCAUGUCACCUCACGUCUUCUGAUUCCAUCGGUACAAACCCUCGAGGUCCAACUCUCAACUCACAGAGUACCCACCUCCCCAAACAGCAGCAGACAAGAACAGAACAGAACAGAACAGAACAGAACAGAACAGAACAGAACACGAGUAACAACAGGAUCUUAUACCCAAGACACGGAACCGAGAACGGAACCAGAGGCGAAAUAGGACAGGACAGGACAGGAUAGGAUAGGAUAGGACAGAACGGAAUACUAUCGGAAACGGAUAGUUUGAGUGUGAUUACCAAAAAUUCUUCUUCAUGGCCGGUCAUCUAUCUAUCUAUUUACUUGGGUACAUAGAUAACAUAGAUUAAUUCAGCGGCGGCAUUGGACCUUUUACACUUACUUACUUAUUUAUUAUAACUAUUAUUAAUCUAUAUUAUAACUAUUAUUAAUACUACUACUAUUCUAUAAUCAUAUUCCAUACACACACACACACUUUCUCCUCUCCACAAAGUCGAGGAAAGAAUUUGGAAUCGAAGUUGAAUUCUCUCUUGAUGUGUACUAGAUAUCUUAGGAGACAAUGUGAUGAUUGCUAUCAAAAGAAGGACGAAGUUUUGAACUCUGGAGUAACUAACUAAUGGGUUGUCUGGGUAGUUGAAAAUCAAUGUAUAUCAAACCAACAAAUCACCUUCACGUUUCA